Molecule: messenger RNA, 1380 nt
Organism: Bacidia gigantensis
Lineage: Eukaryota; Fungi; Ascomycota; Lecanoromycetes; Lecanorales; Ramalinaceae
Gene: PAC1
Product: protein with putative role during mitosis
Exons: 3
Coding region: 1-1380 (459 amino acids)
Molecular function (GO): protein binding
Source: RefSeq, a predicted model, not a curated record
AUGAGCCAACUUCUUACCUCACGGCAGGCUGAGGAACUUCAUAAGUCGAUCAUUGCCUACCUGACAUCUACCAAACUCACAACCAGUGUCUCAGCUCUGCGUGAAGAGCUAGGUAUUGGAAAUUCUUUCGAUGAAGCCACAAGCAAGAAGUAUGAGGGGCUCCUGGAGAAAAAGUGGACAAGCGUGGUCAGAUUACAGAAGAAGAUAAUGGACCUUGAAUCGCGCAACAGCACUCUCCAAUCGGAGCUGGACUCAGCAACUCCCACAUCACUCUCCCGUCGGAAUCAGGAUCCAGCCUCUUGGCUGCCUCGAUCUCCUGCUAGACAUACCCUUCAAUCUCACCGCGCGCCGGUUACCGCUGUUGCAUUUCAUCCCGUCUUCUCCUCACUUGCGUCUGCCUCUGAAGACUCUACUCUUAAGAUAUGGGACUGGGAGCUUGGCGAGCUGGAGCGAACUGUGAAGGGUCAUACCAAAGCUGUGCUUGACUGCGAGUUUGGAGGUCCGAGGGGCGGAACGCUGCUAGCUUCUUGCUCUCAGGAUUUGACUAUAAAGUUAUGGGAUCCGUCAGACGAAUACAAGAACAUUCGAACUCUCCCUGGGCACGAUCACUCCGUUUCGUCGAUUCGAUUCAUACCGUCAGGAGCGGCCGGCUCUCCCUCUUCAGGUAACCUCUUAGUCUCUGCAUCAAGGGACAAAACGCUCAGAAUAUGGGACGUCACGACAGGCUAUUGUGUGAAAACUCUACGUGGCCAUUCUGACUGGGUCCGUUGCGUCUCCCCCAGCUUCGAUGGCCGGUGGCUCCUCUCCGCAGGUAACGACCAAGUAGCAAGAUUUUGGGAUGCCGGAUCGGGUGAAGUGAAGGCGACAUUCCUAGGGCAUGAGCACGUCAUAGAAUGCUGUACACUUGCUCCAGCAGUGUCUUACGUUCAUCUUGCAACCAUAGCAGGACUGAAGAAGCCGCCGCCAACAAGCAGCUCCGGCGAGUUCCUCGCCACGGGCUCUCGCGACAAGACCAUCAAGCUUUGGGACUCAAGAGGCACGCUGAUCAAGACUCUGGUUGGGCACGACAACUGGGUACGUAGUGCACUCUUUCAUCCUGGCGGGAAAUAUCUACUCAGCGUGAGUGAUGAUAAGACGAUGCGGUGUUGGGAUCUUAGCCAAGAGGGCAAGUGCGUGAAGACGAUUGAUGAUGCGCACGGGCAUUUCGUAAGCUGCAUAAGAUGGGCGCCAGGGGUGAUAAAGGGCCCUGCUGCAAUACCCGCAACAACAACGAAUGGAGAUGUGGCCACAACGAAAGACGAUCCAGGGGGAAAGGAGUCGAUCAGGUGUGUCAUUGCAACAGGCUGUGUGGACAUGAGUGUAAGGGUGUUUGCAUCGUAA